Messenger RNA from Stomoxys calcitrans (stable fly), 1818 nucleotides. RefSeq lists its product as uncharacterized. The transcript has 3 exons. Lineage: Eukaryota; Metazoa; Arthropoda; Insecta; Diptera; Muscidae. The coding region runs from base 461 to 1399 and encodes 312 amino acids. The record is from RefSeq and is a predicted model, not a curated record.
AGCGGCUUCGGAAACCCAUAAUUUGUUUUCUGGAUUUAUUUUAUUAAUUUCUUGAUAAAAUAAUCCAACCAAAGCGGUAUCAAAAAGAAAUAAACAAAAAAAAAAAGAAUAACACAGUUGCAAAGGACAAGAAGACUCAUACAAAAUAAAAGAUAAUUAAAUCAACAGGGUGACCCGAAGAAAAUAAAAAUAAUUAAAUUAAAUUUGUAAUUUGCAAAAAUUAAUUAAAUUUUGUUAUAAACCAUUAGAAAAGUGUUACAGUGACCCAAAAAACGUAAAGUGACCCGCACAGUGGAACAGAAGUGGAAAAAAGUGGAAUUUCAAAAAUUAUAAAAAAUCAAAAAAUUUUAAAUUCUACAAAAAUUGCAAAAGGCGCCAACACACAAUUCUGGACCCAAGCCAAGCGCCCACCUACACACACACACACAUACACACACAUCAAAAAAGAAGCUUCAAAAUAAUGGCCGGAUAUUUACCUCGCCCAGAGUCCCCACGACCCGCCAGACCCACACGCCCUCGCUUCGACCCACGGGAACCCAGGUAUCGCCCCGCAUCUUGGCAGUAUGCCUGUGGCCUCUGCCAGGAGGACCACGCCAUACGGUCAUGCCCGCGGUUCCGGCAAAUGACACCGUAUCAGAGAUACGAGACAGUUGAGAGACGGAGUUACUGUCGGAACUGUCUGGCGCGCAGCCAUCUGGCCCCAGACUGCCCCGUGGUCACUGCCUGCCGAACAUGCGACUACCGCCAUCACACAAUGCUGCAUGGAGCCCCACAGCUUAGGGAGACAUAUGGCAGCUACAGCCCGCCCCCAAUGGAGAUUGCCAACCCACGGCAACUUGCAAUCGAACCAGCCAACCAGAUGCCCAUCGUCCAAGGCCCUCCCCCGGUCGAGAUACCUUACAGCCGGGCCACUGUUUUUGUACCCACGGCGAUGGUGGAAUUGGCACCCGAGGAGCAGGACGAUUGGGCUGGGGUACGGGUACUUUUGUGCCAGGCAUCGACCAUCACCCGAAUCGCGGCAGCCACAGUAACUCGCCUGGGGAUACCAACGAGAGAGCGCAGAGGGCACCGUCUGGCAACAAUAAGACUUCGGUCAAGGCAUGCGUCGAGGAGGACCAUGUAUACCAUCCGGGCAGUGGUGACCCGGGAUUUGCCGCGACGACCCUAUUCAGAUCCCAUCAUUCCCGACCCCACAAGCAGCCUAAGAUCCCUUUCUUUGGCAGAUGCUGACCCUAGAGGCAACGAACCAAUCGAUGUAGAGGUAGGGGCCGAUGCCUACGCCCACCUCCGGAGGAGUGGUGUUUUACAACCCGGAUUGGGAGCCGUCUUCGCCCAGGAGACAGAUUGGGGAUACGUGUUCGUCGGCCCAGUCACCUCACAGGCAAGAAACCAAAAUUAAAAAGGUAAGAUGUCACUUCGUCACUUGGAGGGGGAGAAUGUUCAAGGUACGUUUGAACAUGAAGUCAUGUGCACCCAUGUGCAGACAUGCGUUCACGUAUGCACAUGACCCACUGUGCAUAACGGUACAUUGAAGUAAGUUCUUAAUCGCUGAUUCCGCCUUGAUUUCAUAUUUGUUUACCUGGAAUUGUUGCUUGUAGCUUGGAAAGUUGACCGUUUUCGCGGGGUCCAAGUGACAAGCAACAACCAGAAAAAGAUCAGUCUCGUUUUAAAUCUCAAACCCGCGCAUCGUAUUCUCUCCCCCUCAAAGUGAAAACCCAAGUGAAGUGAAAAGUAAAAAGUGAACAUACAUACAAACAUAUAUAACUAGAGUGAACAUUGCAACAAUAAACUUUGAAACAGUGAACUAAUAUAUUUAAC